Messenger RNA from Drosophila serrata, 2099 nucleotides. It is a transcript of the gene mid, whose product is annotated as midline. NCBI's taxonomy places the organism in Eukaryota, Metazoa, Arthropoda, Insecta, Diptera, Drosophilidae. The record is from RefSeq and is a predicted model, not a curated record. Gene Ontology annotation, cellular component: nucleus; chromatin. Gene Ontology annotation, molecular function: RNA polymerase II cis-regulatory region sequence-specific DNA binding; DNA-binding transcription factor activity, RNA polymerase II-specific. Gene Ontology annotation, biological process: regulation of transcription by RNA polymerase II; heart development; positive regulation of DNA-templated transcription.
CGUUGUGCACACACACGCUCUCUCCCUCCGCGCUCAGUUCAGUUCGCGUGCGCCACACACACAAAGAUACUGAGAUACAAAGAUACAAAUAUAUCUGUGAGAUACUCAGCCUCCUUGAAAGAUAUUUAGUAGCCAAGAUAGAGAUACACAAGUGUUUAAAUUGUGAAAAUGCAGCUAUUUUCCUGAGUGCCCCCAAGUGUGUUGACAAUACCAAAAUAUAUAAACCAAAUUAAAUUAAAGGAAGAUAAAUAUCCGAAGAACUCGAGAAAACCGCUGGCAAAAUGUUGGUCGGUUCGCAUCCGUAUCUGUGCAAUGGCGCCCCCGCUGCCCCCGUGGCCGCUGACACAGCACAAACGACAACAACAACAACGACGGGCAGCAAAAGUGCCGCCGGCUCAGCAACGGAUUUCUCCAUAGCGGCCAUAAUGGCCAGAGAAGAUGCAUCCAGUCGGGAGUCAUCCAUUCGCAGUGCAAGUCCCAUUUCCGUUGAGGAUGAGGUCGAUGUGGAUGUAGUUGAUUGCAGUGAUGCUGAAGAGCCGCCAGCAAAGGCUCGCCGUUUGAACCAUCAUCAGCAUCACCAUCACAAUCACAGUCACAGUCACCACAACAACAACAACAAUCACAAUCACAGUAACAACAACAACAACAACAAUGUGACACACAAGAGUAGAAACAGCGCCGGCGCCGUGACUCUGACAGCAUCCACAGUACCCUCGGAAUCGCAACUAAACACCAGCUCCGCCAGCAGCCAAGGACGUUGCUCUACACCACCCCAAUCCCCUGGAACGGAGGAUAGUGAGGAGCGUUUAACACCGGAACCAGUGCAAAAGGCACCAAAAAUAGUUGGCUCCUGUAAUUGCGAUGAAUUGAAGCCGGUGCAAUGCCAUCUGGAGACCAAAGAGUUGUGGGAUCGCUUUCACGAAUUGGGCACCGAGAUGAUCAUCACCAAAACGGGCAGACGCAUGUUCCCCACUGUGCGAGUGAGUUUCUCGGGUCCUUUGAGGCAAAUUCAGCCCGCCGAUCGUUAUGCCGUUUUGCUGGACAUAAUACCCAUGGAUUCGAAGCGGUAUCGGUAUGCAUACCAUCGGUCCGCUUGGCUGGUGGCCGGCAAGGCCGAUCCCGCCCCACCAGCCCGCCUUUACGCCCAUCCCGAUAGUCCCUUCAGUUGCGAGGCGCUGCGCAAACAAGUUAUCUCCUUUGAGAAGGUGAAGCUGACUAAUAACGAAAUGGAUAAGAAUGGACAGAUUGUUUUGAAUUCGAUGCAUCGCUAUCAGCCCCGCAUUCAUUUGGUUCGUUUAAGCCAUGGCCAGAGCAUUCCCUCGAAUCCCAAGGAGCUGCAGGAUUUGGAUCAUAAAACCUAUGUCUUUCCGGAGACGGUUUUCACCGCAGUAACCGCAUAUCAGAAUCAGUUGAUUACCAAGCUGAAAAUCGAUUCGAAUCCGUUUGCCAAGGGUUUCCGUGAUUCCUCGCGGCUAACGGACUUCGAUAGGGAUCCCAUGGAGGCUCUCCUGUUGGAGCAGCAGCUCCGUUCCCCUCUGCGAUUAUUCCCCGAUCCGCUGAUGCAACAAUUUGCCGCCCAGCAGGGUGACCCCGCCUCCAUGGCACUGUUCGAGAAGGCCCGCCAGCAUUUGCAAAUGUUUGGUGGCAACUCUCCGUAUGCCCAGUUGAUGAUGCCACAAAUGUAUCAAGCGGCAGCAGCAGCAGCGGGACCACCUCCCCCACCCCCCGGACUGGGAGCCUUUCACAUGUUCCAGCAACAGUGGCCACAAUUGACGGCGGGAUUCCUGGCCAGCGCCAAUCAGCAGGCAGCCGCCGCUCAGGCCGCCGCCCAAGCUCAGGCGCAGGCGCAAGCGGCCGCCGCUGCUGCAGCAAUGGCCGCCAACAGGACGCCACCGCCCCCGCCCACCGCAUCGACGCCAUCGUCCACCUCGUCGGGAUCACCGUCGCCGGAUAUGCGACCGCGUCAGUAUCAAAGAUUUAGUCCCUAUCAAUUGCCCGGCGGUCAGGGGCCGCCCUCCUCCGCUGCCGGUUCACCGCCGGCGGUGACACCUUCGCGUAGCCCCGCCCAUUAGGUGAUAGCCGCCCCCGCCCCCUCAAUU